AUGCCCGGUAUUCCACUGGGUGGAAUUUUCUACCGGUGGGUAGGUGACAAAGGGACACGACUAGUGACGGAAAGGUCAGCUCCGCAUUCGAAAAAGAUUUCGACUUCAGUUUCGUUUCGUCAUUUUCUCUUUUUCAUUGCUUAUACCGUUUUUUUUAUUCACACUUGUUUCGUUUUAGCCAGCGCAUUCCCUUUUCUCAUCUUUCUUUCUCUCCAUUUUUACUUUCUUUCUUUUUUUCUUUCUUUCUUUCUUUUUGCUUUCUUUAUUUCUUUCUUCAUUCCUUCCUUCCUUCUUUCUUUCUUUCUUUCUUUCUUUCUUUCUUUCUUUCUUUCUAUUCAGCUUUUGUAUUUCUUUCUUUCUUUCUUUCUUUCUUUCUUUCUUUCUUUCUUCAUUCCUUCCUUCCUUCCUUCUUUCUUUCUUUCUUUCUUUCUUUCUUUUUUCUUCCUUCCUUCCUUCCUUUCUUCCUUCUAUUCAGUUUUCCUAUCCAUCAUUUUUUGUUUAGCUCUUUCUUUUGUCCUUCCUUCCUUCCUUCCUUCCUUCCUUCCUUCCUUCCUUCCUUCCUUUGUGAUUUAUUUCCUCCUUUCUUUUUAUUCAGCUUUUCUCUUUUUCUUUCAUUCGUUCAACUUAGCUUUUCUUUCUUUUCAUUUCGAACGACUUCUUUUCUUUCCUUUCAUUCAAUUUCUCUUCAGCAAUAUUUUUCUCGCCCCCCUCCCACUUUAA
Molecule: messenger RNA, 720 nt
Organism: Acanthosepion pharaonis
Lineage: Eukaryota; Metazoa; Mollusca; Cephalopoda; Sepiida; Sepiidae
Source: the annotation of a GenBank genome assembly